AUGUCAAAUACACAGUCUAAUAAGCUGCCAGACGCAGCCAAAGAUGGAACUAUCAUCAAUCUCGCCGAACCAGAAGAGAUUCAACACCAAAGCUUUCUAUCUUCCUUUUUCUCGCGCAAGAAACCAGUCGACUUGGAUGCCAUCGCCACCACGCGGAGUGUAUUCGACGACCCCAAUCUAGCCCGCUACUACCUCCCUCAUCCAGAAUACGAAAACCGACAUCGCUUCGAUCCGUCAGAAAGAUGGACACAUCGCGAAGAAAGAGCAGUUCGACGCAAGACCGAUCUGAAAAUCUUCCUCUGGAUUCUCGUCAUGUUCUUCGGUCUUAAUCUCGAUCGAGGCAAUCUGGGGAAUGCUUCUGCGGAUAACCUUCUUCCUGAUUUGAAUAUUAAUACGAACGACUACAACAACGCGCAGAACAUGUAUCGUAUUGGCUUUCUCAUUUCUGAAAUCCCAUCGCAGAUGAUCGGAAAGAGACUUGGUCCUGAUCGAUGGAUUCCCGUGCAAAUCAUCCUGUGGAGUCUGGCAUCUGGCGGACAGUUCUUUAUCCACAAUCGUGCUGGAUUCUUUGCCUGUCGGUUCUUUCUUGGAUUGUUCAUGGGAGGGUUCAUCCCUGAUGCCAUCUUAUAUCUAUCCUACUUUUAUAAGAAAACGGAAAUGCCGCUCCGUCUGGCAUUCUUCUGGUUUGUCGACUCCAUGUCUGGCGUGAUCGCCUCGUUCAUUGCCUAUGGAGUCCUGCACAUGCGAGGCGUCCAAGGUCGAGCUGGAUGGCGAUGGUUAUUCCUGAUCGAAGCGUUGAUCAGCUUGGUCAUUGGAAUUUUCAGCUUCCUAUUCCUCGUUCCCAGUCCGACUCAGACUGUGACUUGGUGGAAUCCAAAGGGAUAUUUCACUGAACGAGAGGAGAAGAUCAUCGUCAAUCGUGUGCUUCGCGACGAUCCAUCGAAAGGCGACAUGCAUAACCGGCAGGCACUGACGCUGAAGAUGCUCUGGCAAAGUGUCAAAGACUACGAUUUAUGGCCGAUCUAUCUUGUCGGUAUCUUAUUUGAGAUUCCUACGUCGCCGCCAAAGUCGUAUCUCAGUCUGUCGCUGAAAGCAAUCGGAUUUAGUACAUUCCAGACAACAUUACUGGGUAUUCCGGUGACAGUCUUUGCGGCUAUAAAUCUACUGCUCAUCACGGAAUUGUCUGAACGAGUGCACCAAAUCUCCCUCAUUGGCAUUCUAACCCAGCUCUGGUCCCUCCCGCUCCUCAUCAUCCUCUACCGAUCAGCCAGCACCCUCUCCCACUGGGGCUUAUACGCCGUCACCUUUGUUCUUCUAGGCUGGCCAUCUCCCCACGCAGCCCAAGUCGGCUGGUGCUCACGCCUCAGCAACGCCGUCCGAACUCGAACCGUCAGUGCGGCACUAUACAACAUCACGAUUCAGCUCUCUGGAAUUGCAUCAUCGAAUAUCUACCGCGAUGAUGAUAAACCGUACUACCACCGUGGAGACGAACAGUUGAUUGCGAUUAAUAUCGCGACCAUCGCGGCGUAUAUCCUGGCCAAAGUGUACUAUGUGCAGAGGAACAAGUGGAAGAGUAACCGAUGGAAUGCGAUGAAUGAGCAGGAAAAGGCAGAGUAUUUGGAGACGACCAAGGAUGAGGGCAAUAAACGGUUGGACUUUUUGUUUGAUAGUUAG
Molecule: messenger RNA, 1674 nt
Organism: Aspergillus wentii DTO 134E9
Lineage: Eukaryota; Fungi; Ascomycota; Eurotiomycetes; Eurotiales; Aspergillaceae
Product: putative MFS transporter
Exons: 1
Coding region: 1-1674 (557 amino acids)
Biological process (GO): transmembrane transport
Cellular component (GO): membrane
Molecular function (GO): transmembrane transporter activity
Source: RefSeq, a predicted model, not a curated record